Lycium barbarum (goji berry) is the source of this 1203-nucleotide messenger RNA. RefSeq lists its product as uncharacterized. Gene Ontology annotation, molecular function: protein binding. The record is from RefSeq and is a predicted model, not a curated record. Lineage: Eukaryota; Viridiplantae; Streptophyta; Magnoliopsida; Solanales; Solanaceae. The transcript has a single exon. The coding region runs from base 1 to 1203 and encodes 400 amino acids.
AUGGCAGGUUCAAAGAGUAGAACACGCAAGUCGGUGCAGGUUCCUCAUUUCAACAAUCUGCCAGACGACCUCCUUAUUGAAAUCCUCAUUAGACUACCAAGCAGCAAACAAGCAAUUCGAUGCAAAUUGGUUUGCAGACGCUGGUUUUCCCAGAUCUCCUCCGGUAAAUUCGUGACCGCCUCUGUCAUUCACCAUCGAAAUAAGGAAAAGAAUCUUCUCCCCUUCACUCUUCUUUUACAUGAUCGGAAAAAUAAUUAUGUAGAAUAUAUAGAGUGCCUCCACCCUAAACAACGAGUGGUUUUAGGGUUUCUCCCGGGUCGACCCGAUCAAAUUUGCAUAGUAGCAUCCUGUGAUGACCUUAUUUUAUGCUCUGAUGGAAGUAAUUACUUCAUCUGUAAUAUCCUCACUAGGCAAGGGAUUGUUCUUCCCCCUAAUUGCCCGCUAAAAUUGGGUAUUGGUUUCUUGAUUGAGCCUGAUUGUGUGGAUAAUGCUCGAUACCAGGUGUUACAAUAUUUUUAUAAUGAUAAUUCUGGGAUUUAUGGUGAGAUUUUUUCGUCUGAGCAAGGACGAUGGACCAGCUUUGUUGUAACAUCUCCGCGCACUUUGAAUUACUUAGGGAGAAUUACUUCACUUAUUGCUUGUGGACGGAUGUUAUAUGGAUUGAAUUAUAAGAGUAACGUUCGGGCUGACUUUGUUCUGGCAUUUGAUCCAUUCACAAAUGAUCCUGCACAAAUUCUACACAUUAUUGAUUUACCACUUGAGGCUCGUGAUAUUCAUGGCUUGUUGUGUUCUAAAUUGGGAGUGUGUCAAGGUCGUCUACUGUUUGCUCAAGUAAUUGAUCAACCAAGCCGAUACCCUUGUAUAAGUGUAUGGGAGCUUGAUGAUUACACAACGGGGAAAUGGACGUUGGUGCACAAGAGAAUCCCUACAAUCAAAGCGUCAAGAGUCCCAAAAUUACGUCAUGAUACCAAACAUUUGGUUUCUGUACUAGCUUUUCAUCCAUAUAAUGAGGAUCUUGUAUGUCUUCGUGUAGGUAAUUAUCACGUUGUGAUGUACAAUAUACGAACAGAUAAAGUGGAAAGCUCUACUCAUACAUUGAAGCUGCCUGGUUUGCCACAAGUAAUAGGAACAAACAAUGAUGGGUUACUAAUGUUACCAAUUACCCAAAAAUGGUGGCCAACACCAGUAAGAAAAUCCCUUUAA